AUGCUGGCGCUGGUGGCGGGCUUCGCCUCCAUCUGUGGCUUCCUGUUCGGCUACGACUUGGGCCUGAUCGGCGGCGCGCUGCUCAACAUCCGCGAUGCCUUUGGGAUCGGCGACUGGGCGGCGGAGGCGAUCGUGGGCGCUGCCAAGUUUGGCGCCUUCUUCGGCACGUUCCUGGGCGGCGCCGCCAUGCUGCGCUACGGCCGCCGCAAGACCAUUGCCCUGGACAGCCUCUUCUUCAUCGCAGGGCCGCUGGUCAUGGCGGCCUCCAUGGGCGUGGCGGGGCUGGUGGUGGGGCGCGUGAUUGUGGGGCUGGGCAUCGGCGUCUCCGCGGUGGUGGUGCCCGCCUACCUGGGAGAGGUGGCGCCCGCCAAGGUACGCGGGCGCGUGGUCGAGACGUACGAGCUGCUGCUGUGCGUGGGCAUGGUGGCGGCGCUGCUGGGAGACGCCGCCUUCCAGGGCCUGCCCGGAAACUGGCGGUGGAUGGUGGGCGCGCCCGUGGUCCCCGCCCUGGUGCUCUCACUGUCGCUGUGCCUGCUGCCCGAGUCCCCGCGCUGGCUGGUCAUCCGCGGGCGGCUGGACGAGGCGCUGGCCGUCAUCCACCGCGUGUACACCAGCAGGCACCUGCCGGCGGGCAUGCAGCACUCCACGGCGGAGGUGGAGGAGGAGCUGCUGCAGCUGUGGAGUUCAGUGGAGAAGGACCGGGCGGCGGCGGCGGCGCGGCAGCAGGCCAGCGCUGAGCGCUCCCGCCGGCGCCAGGAGGAGCGCGCGACCAAGGUGGCGCCGCUGCAGGGCGCGCCGGGCGGCGGCGGCGGCGGCGCCAGCCCGCAGCACAACGGCGGCUGGCAGCGCCUGCAGCCUGCCGAGGAGGGGGAUGAUGAUGAUGAGGAGGAGCACCAGGAGCAGCAGCAGCAGCAGGAGCCGUCGGCGGUGGCGGCGGUACAGGCGGGCGCCGCGGGGGUGCAGCAGCGGAUGGAGCAGGCGGUGCGGGGCACGGCUGGCGGGGAGGGGCAGGCGCGGGGGAGCAGCCCGGUGCGGGUGCCGCCCCACCUGCCGCACAUCCGCACCUCCUCCGCACAAGACCUGCAAGAGCUGGAGCAGGUCAGCCUGACCGCUCAGGGCUCCAGCCCGCAGCCCGCAGCAGCAGGACCGCAGGCGGCACCGCACGGCAGCCGCCGGCCACGCACCGACGUGGAGGCCCCGGCGGUACCGCCGCCGCUGGCCAUAGGCGGCGGCACGGCGCUUCGCCUGGAUGAGUGGGGCAGCGGGGCGCAUGUGCAUGCGUGGGGAGGGCCGGCCUAUGGCCCGGGCUCUCAGCAGCAGCAGCAGCAGCAGGAGGAGGAGGAGGAGGGCGGGGAGCGGGUGGCGGCGGCGGCGCGGGGCGGCGGCGGCGAGCCGGGCUUCUGGGCCACGCUGCGGCGCAUGCUGGGCGACAUCCACAGCAUGGCUCUGUGGCUGGCCUUCUUCAACCAGGCCUUUGCCUCCACCUCCAUCAUCAAUUACGCGCCGCAGGUGCUGGAGCGCGCCGGGGUGGAGAGCCACAGCGCCGCCAUGCUCAUGUCGUCCGCCCUGGCAGGCGUGCUGCUGUCGCUGUGCCUGGUGGACUCCCUGGGCCGCCGCCCGCUGCUGCUGUGGGGCAGCCUGGGGUGCGCGGGCGCGCUGGUGGCGCUGGCGGCCGCCGACUGGCUGGCGCUGCGCGCCUUUCCUGGUAGUUUCCACGUGUCGUGGGCGGGCGUGUUCUGGGUGCUGCUGUCGGAGCUGUUCAGCAUGAGCGCCAAGUCGCCCGCAGCCUCCGCCGCCACCGCCACACUCUUCCUAACAGGCGCGGUGGCAGACAGCCUCUUCCUCACGCUGCACGGCUGGCUGGGUCCCGCCGUAUUCCUCAUAUUUGCCGCGCUGGCGGCGGCGGCGGGGCUGUAUGUGGCGGCGGUGGUGCCCGAGACGCGGGGCAAGAGCCUGCAGGAGGUGCAGGCCAUGCUGUCGCUGCGCUGUGCGCCUGGCAGCCGCCGGCCGGGCCGGUGGUGGCAGCGGCGGCGGGGCGGCGGCGAGCGGCGCGGGCUGCUGCCGUCGGGCGCGCCGCUGAGCGACGGCGGCGGCGGCGAUGACGCUGGCAGGGUGGAGCUGGCGCAUAACCCCUAG
Molecule: messenger RNA, 2136 nt
Organism: Chlorella variabilis
Lineage: Eukaryota; Viridiplantae; Chlorophyta; Trebouxiophyceae; Chlorellales; Chlorellaceae
Exons: 10
Coding region: 1-2136 (711 amino acids)
Biological process (GO): transmembrane transport
Cellular component (GO): membrane
Molecular function (GO): transmembrane transporter activity
Source: RefSeq, a predicted model, not a curated record